CGUUACAGAAAUACAGACUACUAUACCCAUAGUUCUUAUGUAACUGGUACCGCUGCGAUGGGUUGAUUCGGGUCUGUUGGAUGUUCUAUCCGACACGGAACCCAAUGGGUAAGAUAGCCAGUGCUACAGUUCCAGUAGGGUAAUUAAUUGAUAGUAUGGUUCCACGGCAGGGAUUUCCAGAGUGGGGCAUUUCUGUGAGGUGCUGAAAGAGAACUCCAUCGCGAGUCCUGGCCUGGCAGUGAGAUUGUGGCAUUAAGUUCGGGCCCUCUGCGUUAUUAAUUUGGUAAUAAAAUACCUGUUUUUGGAAGCACUUUGUUUACUGGAUACAAAUCAUAGAAAAAGGCUCUACUAACAGAAAGCAAAGGAUAUAACGUACAUCGUAGUAUUAGUCUGUGGUCUCUGGCCAGCUGCAGGUGAUACAUCUUCGAUCCUAUAGCCACGGAUCUGCUGUCCCUUGGAUAGCGAGCACCAAGCCGCCACCCUUUUCGAGAUUUCUGUUAGCGGGCAGUACGGCGGCCAGGGAAGACGUAUCCCGUCCAGCUCUGAGCGAAGUAUGUUGGAGGCGAUGGCGGAACCGACCGCAGACGAUCCCCUUCAGGAUCCGAUGCGAGAUUCCCAGCCUCCAGAAAAGCGAAGACGAACAGUUGAGGAUUUCAACAAAUUUUGUAGUUUUGUUUUGGCAUAUGCUGGCUACAUACCAUCCACAAAGGAGGAGCAUGAUUGGACGCCAUCUGGUUCAAAUUCUCCAGACCGAACAGAAAGUUCUGGGGACACUGAUGGGUGGGAGUCUUCCCACUCCGAUCUGCAGACAUUUCAGACAUUUGUGAAAAAAGCUAAGUCUAGGAAAAAGGCAUUUCGACGCUUGAAGUCUGACAGUUUGCUUGAAAAGAUGAAACUGAAGGAAACUUUGUUUGAAAUGUCUGAGAAACCCAAAUCAGAAAAGAAGAAGAAAAACAAAAAACUUAGUUUAGAGAAUGGAAAGAAAACCAAAGAUCAUGAUGGAGAGAAAAGGUCUCGCAUUAAAAAAAGCAAAAAACGCAAGUUGAAAAAAGAGAGAGCAGAAAAGAAAAUUAAAACUUUGAGUGACACUGACACUGAGGAAGAAAUUGUGAAAUCUGCAUUGCACUCUGAUUCUUGUUCUGUGUCCAGUUUGCCAAACGAGUUAUCUCGGGACUUUACAUCAGAGGUUAAAGGGUGCUUGAGUGCCGAGACAAGCCAGGAUGGAGAUGGCAGCUCAAGUGAGGGAGAAAUGCGUGUCAUGGAUGAGGACAUCAUGGUGGAGUCAGGGGAUGAUUCUUGGGACUUGAUCACAUGUUACUGUCAGAAACCCUUUGCAGGACGUCCAAUGAUUGAAUGCAACCAGUGUGGAACUUGGAUCCAUCUCUCUUGUGCCAAAAUUAAAAAAAACAAUGUUCCAGACAUUUUCUACUGUCAGAAAUGCAGAGAUUCAAGACAGGAAGCACGGAAAUCAGGACAGAAAAAAGACUAGGAACUGAAAACCCUUCCUGCUUUGCAGUAAGCAAUGUUGGUCUAAAGCAGACAAUAGAUUGUAGCCAACAGUCUUGUACAGUGCACAUAACUCCCAAGAUCAUUCAAGAAUAAUGCUGGCUGCAGACACAUGGAUCUUGUUUCUAGGUGCCCUGUGAAGAGAAUGUGCUGAUUUGGAUGUAGACUUCAGUCAGCUGCUGUUUUUGCAGAGACUUUUUCAGGAUAAACUGUGAUGUUUUGCUGAGAAUAAUCAGCCAGCUACAUAGCUGAAAGUGUAUUAACCAGAAUGUGUGUUCCGUUUUGCAGUUUGAAAACCUGUAGAAAGAAAGGUCCGUUACUGAAGAGUUGCACUAGAAGCCACAGGUUUUAACUGUUGGCUUUGUGGUUAUCUAUUCCUGUAUUUAGUGUAUGGCAAGAUUCUCCCUUUUAUGAGUUAAGUUAUGGGUGGGUUUUACACUCAGAAUGCCUUAUUAACAAACACUCCUAGUAAGUUUGACAGUACUUCUGGUAUGAAGGUUCUUUUCAGACAUACCUUCAUUUACUGCUUAUUUUUAAAUUUGGUGUUUUGUUGGGUUCAUUAAUCUCCAUCCUAGUUCCCCUGCACAAAUGUGCAAUUAAGACCUUGUUUGUGGGCUGAAGUAUUUUUCUUAAAUUUGGGUGGGUUUUCAAAACAGCACUUCACUGUAUUAGCAUAGUAAUUUAGUUAGUAUCUUCUGCAGCUUAGUUCAUUUUAAGCUGUUGAAGCUUGUAGGAGACAGCCUAAUAACAUGGCUGAAAUUGUGACUGGAAGCUGCAACUCGGAAAUGGAGAACAGAGUGAUUGGUAAAUACAGCUGCCUGCUUGUGUUGGCCUGUGAUUAGGGGUGGUAUGGGUGGUUAUUGUAACCCGGAUACACAUUCCAUACUGAGCAAAUACCACAGCAGUGCACAGCUCCUUGCAUUCUGUAUAUAUUUUUUUCCCCACGUAUGUUUGCUGUGGUCCCAAACAUUGACCUGGUGAAUGUUUUAACCCCCUUAGGAUUAAGCUCAGUAAGUCAGUUAGAUGAAAAGGUCUUUGCCCCUCCCCUUCAAAAAAUAAAAGUACAGUAAGAAUGGUUGCGUUGAUGGAAAGAUAUUUUUUUCUUAACUUUUAUUUUUUGUUGUAAAUUCUGUUGUUGGCUGUUAAAUUGAAAAAAUGUAUAGCUUGGAAACUGAAAAUGUGAGUUUUUUUUUAAUUCAGCCUUUUUCUGAAAUGUUUUAAUUUUGUGUUUGUUGGGGACUAAAUAUGCUUGUCUCUUACACCUCUUUUGUGGGGAGGGGCUUUGGAGACAUUAAAUGUUGGGAGCCUUUAGUAAUA
Molecule: messenger RNA, 2823 nt
Organism: Protopterus annectens (West African lungfish)
Lineage: Eukaryota; Metazoa; Chordata; Ceratodontiformes; Protopteridae
Gene: PHF23
Product: PHD finger protein 23
Exons: 5
Coding region: 554-1489 (311 amino acids)
Biological process (GO): positive regulation of protein ubiquitination; negative regulation of autophagosome assembly; negative regulation of autophagosome maturation
Source: RefSeq, a predicted model, not a curated record